AUGGCGGACGGCAAGCAAACAACAAUGGAUAAUGUGGCGCCACCAUCAUCCACUGCGAGCGUUGGUGCUGCAGGAAUAAAGCAUGGGAGCACUAUAUUUGUUACCAGACUGCCUUAUACAGUUACCAAUACCGACUUGUCUACGUUUUUCAGCGAUGUCGGGCCGCUGCGUCGUGCAUUUGUUGUGACAGACCGCGAAACGAAAAAGUCCAAAGGUGUGGGGUAUGUGACAUAUGCGGAUGCGGAAGAUGCGAAAAAUGCUUUGGACAAAUUUCAAGGCGCCAGCAUCGACGGGUCGCGUCGUCAUAUCCAACUUGAAUGGCCGGACGCUCGUACAUCCACGGACGGAGCUCGUGAAUCAAAACCCAAAGUACGGACAAGUUCGCUAGUGAAACUUGGGGACCGUGACUCUAACGCGAUGCGCACAAUCGUGAUCUCGGGACUAUCGCGAUGUUCGCCGCAAGCAGAUACCAAAUCUAUAUAUAAGCGGGCCCGUAAACUGGGCGACGUGGACAAUGUUGCGUUUGCCGAGAAGAAUGGCGUUCCAUCUACCGAUGUUGCCUACGUACAGUUCCGUACUCCGAAUCAUGCCAUGGCAGCCGUGGGUAAACUGCAUGCGCAUCAGUUCAAGGGAGCACAGCUCAGUGUGGAGUUAAAAAAGCGUCUUGACGGCGCUAUGCGACGCGAGCAGCAUAUGCGACCGGAGAAGCUCGAAAAGGAAAAGAUGCUUAAAGAAAGAAUCGAGGAGUUCAAUGGGAGUGCAUGGGAUACCGCGCAUCAAAUGCCGUCUAUGAACAGGGACAGCCGCCUUAUUGUGCGAAACCUUCCAUUUGAUAUCUCUUUGGACGAUCUGCGGGCAAUUUUUUUGCCGUAUGGCGCGAUUUAUGACAUCACAAUGCCGACAUCGCAAAAGAGCGAGUCUAGUCCGGAGCGUGGUAGGGGCUUUGCUUUUAUUUGGUAUGUGUCGCGUACCGGCGCUUCUCGUGCGAUUGACGCUAUCAAUGGUUUGUCUUUAAGGCACGGAGCUGCUGAGCAGGCUUUAUUAAAAAAAGCAGCUGGGAAGAAGGGUCGUGAUGCGGCUAAGGAACAACUCGACAAGGUACGGAAAAAUGCACAGCCAGCAAGGCCUGUCGCAGUGGAUUGGUCCUUGUCGCAAAAAGAUUAUCUUGCAAUAGAAAAAGAAGCGGACGAUGCAGCGCAGCUCGAGCCCAAGGGUUCCAAAACCCGUAAGCGAUCUCGUGAAGAUGAAGAUGAGGAUGAGGGGGAAGAGGAAAAAGAGGAUGAGGAGGACCAUGAAAGCGACGAUGAAGAGGAUCACGACGAAAAUGACUCUAGUGACGGUGACGAUUUAAGCAAAGACGGCCAGGAGGAUGCGAGUGAAGCAGACAAACCACAAAAGCCUACAAUGGCAUCUACAGACACUGGAACGAUUCUCUUCGUUCGCAAUCUCCCUUAUCAAGCAACCGAAGAGGAGCUCAAAGAAUUGUUUCGUAGGUUCGGUCCUCUACGCUACGCACGAAUCGCAAUGGACCCACAAACAAAGCGGAGCCGUGGAACUGGCUUUGUUUGCUUCUGGAAGCGCGAAUCAGCAGACUCCGCUUUGCACAGUGCGGAUAUCGUGUACAGAGAGACGGCAGUAAGCGACCCUAUUUCCAAAAUUCCCCAAACAAAUCCAUUCUCUACUCCAUCCGUGCUUACAGCCGAUCCAUCUGCGCCGUUGGUCUCCAACUUUACACUUCACGGACGUGUACUGAAUGUAGUUCGCGCUGUGACGCGUGAGACAGCCACCGAGCUCGAGACAGCCUCGCGCAAGACACGCGAGAAGAACGACAACCGUAAUACGUGGCUUCUGCGCGAGGGUGUACCAUUCCCCAACACGCCUCUCAUGAAAAUGCUUUCUGAAAAGGAGACAGAGAAAAGACAGCAGGCAUUUUCGAUCCGUCGCGCUCAGCUCGGCGCCAACCCCUCGCUUCAUGUGUCAAAGACGCGUUUAGCAGUGCACCAGCUUCCCCUGUUUGUCACGGAUAAGAUGCUGAAACGAUUGGCUCUACACGCUUUGCGCGCGUUUACCGACCAAGUCAGGUCUGGCGUGCGUGCAGACCUUACCAAAGAUGAGAAAGAGGAUCAUUCACAAAGCCCCAACAUUAAACCGUCCCAGCUAAAUGCGCCCGGAAAGCGGCCGCCGCCCUCACUGGUGAUCCAGUCUAAAGUUGUGCGCCAAAAUGAGCGAGUGGAUCCUAUUUCUGGGCAAGGCCGUUCUCGUGGCUAUGGCUUUUUAGAAAUGCGUACAUUUGUCCACGCGCUAAAAGCGCUGCGUUGGAUGAAUGGGAACAAAGAUGUCAUUGGCCUUUUGAUGCAGUGGUACCAAGAAGACCUCAUUGCCCAAGUCGCUGCAUUGAAAAAUGCAAACACAUCUGAGGAUCAGACACGUAUGAAACGCAUGACGAGUACGAUACAAGAUUUGGAGCAAGAAGGAGUCAAGGCUGUGAAGAGUGAAUUACGCGGUAUGCUUCGCGUUGAAUUUUCUAUUGAAAACAUCACUACAGUCCGAAAGCGCACCCUGCGUCAGCAGCAAGCGCGUGAGAAAAGUGUUGCAAAGCGACAGCGUACCGACGCGCCUGACAACGACGCAGCAUCUGACGAGAAAGAGGAUAGACACAAACGCAUCACCGAUACCAAGGCCCGUGUUAAGGCUGUACAAAACGCGGAUCAGGAAUCCAAGAGCCGUUUGCUGGGCUCCCUGAUUGGAAAAAAGCGCAAUGAGCGCAAACGGAAGCACACGCCUACAUAA
Messenger RNA from Malassezia vespertilionis, 2790 nucleotides. RefSeq names its product RNA recognition motif-containing protein (gene NOP4). Bases 1 to 2790 code for a protein of 929 amino acids. The record is from RefSeq and is a predicted model, not a curated record. Gene Ontology annotation, molecular function: RNA binding. The transcript has a single exon. NCBI's taxonomy places the organism in Eukaryota, Fungi, Basidiomycota, Malasseziomycetes, Malasseziales, Malasseziaceae.